Messenger RNA from Adineta steineri, 507 nucleotides. The record is from the annotation of a GenBank genome assembly. Lineage: Eukaryota; Metazoa; Rotifera; Eurotatoria; Adinetida; Adinetidae.
AUGAUAAAAUCUUAUUUUAUUUUUGUUUUCAUCAGUAUUAUUAUUGGCGUCAGUGUUAGUGUUGACAAUGACAAAUGCGCAAGGGCGUCACUUAUUGACUGUAAAACGUGUAUAGCCGUAGACCCUGGGUGUGCCUAUUGUAAAAACAACAAACGAUGUUUUGCACAUGAUAUUAUAUCAACAGAAUGGCCAUGUAAAGCAUCGGAGUUACAGAUUAAAACAUGUUUUGCUGAUGCUCAAACAUUACUUAUUAUUCUUGGUUCAGUUGGUGGUGUUGUUUUAAUUGCUAUUAUAGUUAUUAUAGUGUGCCUUUGUAAACGAUGCAAACGACGUGCAAUUCGAAAAGAAGAAAAGAGAGAAGGUGUAUACAGUCAACGACUAGGCGACCGACGAGCUCAAGCUGAAGUUCGAUCAGCCGAAAGAAAUGUAGUAGCUGAUAAUCUUCGAAUGAAAUAUGGUCUUUUGAAAGCAAAAGACGAUGGUGCAGAUUAUAAACGUAUGAGUUAA